AUGAUUUCGCACGGAAGUGUAUAUAAGCUUGCGAAGAAACUACAAUGUCUUCAUGAUCCGGAAAUCGACAUAGUACCAAAACCCGUAAAAAUGGACUUAGUACGGCACAAAAUUCGUGAGAAUCUGCACAAAGCAUAUUUGAAAAACGAGAAGACAUACAAUACUCGUUGCCGUCAAGUCAAGUUUGUACCAGGUCAAGAGGUUUAUCGCCGCAACUUUCAGCAAAGCGAUUUCAAAAAUAAUUUUAAUGCUAAACUAGCCAAGAAAUUUUUAAAAUGCCGAAUUGUCAGACCUAUUGGUAAUAGCCUAUACGAGGUUGAAGACCUUCAAGGAAAAUCGUUGGGGGUAUUUCAUGCCAAAGAUUUGAAACAAUAG
Molecule: messenger RNA, 375 nt
Organism: Lucilia sericata (common green bottle fly)
Lineage: Eukaryota; Metazoa; Arthropoda; Insecta; Diptera; Calliphoridae
Exons: 1
Coding region: 1-375 (124 amino acids)
Source: RefSeq, a predicted model, not a curated record